Molecule: messenger RNA, 1946 nt
Organism: Olea europaea var. sylvestris
Lineage: Eukaryota; Viridiplantae; Streptophyta; Magnoliopsida; Lamiales; Oleaceae
Product: aspartic proteinase-like protein 2
Exons: 10
Coding region: 228-1727 (499 amino acids)
Biological process (GO): proteolysis
Molecular function (GO): aspartic-type endopeptidase activity
Source: RefSeq, a predicted model, not a curated record
CUACAUGGGUUGUUGAACGGAAACUUCUGUUAUCUUUCCAGCUCGCUCUCUCUUCUUUAUCUGUCUAAAUUUGCACACAAAUUCACAAACCAUUGAUACAUGUUAUACAUAUAUAUACUAUAUACAUACAUUUAUAUGAUCAAGAAUAUAAAUUUACGGGUACAUACGUAUAUAGCCGUUGUAUUGCUUAGAGUAAAAGGAAAGUGAAAGCGAGAAAGUUAGAGAAAAUGCCGCCGGCGAGCAAUCCGCUGGUUUUGGUGGUAGUGGCGGUGGUGGUUUUAUCUGCUGCGGCGGUGUUUGGUAGCGGAGGGAAGAGUCUGACGUUGACUCUAGAAAGGGCGAGUCAUAACGGACUGGAGAUGAGCGAACUCAGGGACCGUGACCGACUAAGACAUGGUAGAAUCUUGCAGCAACAGCCUACGGGAGUGCUUGAUUUCCCGGUCGAAGGCACCUACGAUCCUUUUCUUGUUGGGCUAUAUUUUACAAGAGUUAAAUUGGGGACACCUCCAAAAGAAUUCUAUGUACAGAUUGAUACUGGAAGCGAUGUUUUGUGGGUCAGUUGCAAUUCCUGUAAUGGCUGCCCAACAUCCAGUGGACUCCAGCAGAUUCCGCUUGAGUUCUUUGAUCCUUCGAGCUCGUCAACAGCUUCACUGAUCUCAUGUUCAGAUCGAAGAUGUGCUUUGGGAGAACAAUCUUCUGAUUCAUUCUGUUCGAAUAAAAACCAGUGCGGUUAUACAUUCCAAUACGGUGAUGGCAGUGGGGCUUCGGGUUUUUAUUCAUCCGACUUGAUGUAUUUUGACACAAUUGUUGGGAAUUCGUUGGCCUCAAAUUCUUCUGCACGGAUUGUUUUUGGCUGUAGCACAUCACAGACAGGGGACCUUACCAAGUCGGAUAGGGCAGUCGAUGGUAUAUUUGGUUUUGGACAGCAGGGUUUCUCUGUCGUCUCACAACUUUCUUCACAGGGAAUCACCCCAAAUGUGUUCUCUCAUUGCUUAAAAGGAGAGAAUGGUGGUGGCGGCAUAUUAGUGCUCGGUCAGAUUGUGGAGCCAAAUAUUGUAUACACUCCACUUGUACCGUCACAGCCACAUUAUAACUUAAAUUUGCAGAGCAUUGCUGUUAAUGGGCAGAUAUUACCCAUUGAUCCAGCAGUGUUUCAAACGUCUAACAACCGAGGAACAAUAAUUGAUACUGGAACGACUUUGGCGUACCUUUCAGAAGAGGCUUAUGAUCCUUUUGUCAACGCUAUAACGCAGAUGGUUUCACAAUCCACACGCCCUCUUGUUUCCAAGGGAAUCCAGUGUUAUCUAACUACCUUCAGUGCCUCUGAGAUAUUUCCCCCAGUUAGUUUAAACUUUGCUGGUGGGGCAUCAAUGCUACUAAAGCCUGAAGAUUACCUCUUACAGCAGAACUCCAUUGGCGGUGCUGCAGUAUGGUGCAUCGGUUUUCAAAAAAUUCAGGGUCAAGGGAUUACUAUUUUAGGAGACCUGGUUCUGAAAGAUAAAAUUGUUGUAUAUGAUUUGGCUGAUCAACGGAUUGGAUGGGUCAAUUAUGAUUGUUCAUCUUCUGUAAAUGUCUCUGCAACCACUGGCAAUGGCAAAACCGAAUAUGUUAACACGGGACAAAUCGACAAUAGUUCGUCCCGUCUCAAUUACUACGAGCUGAUACCGACUGUUGUUCUAGCUUUCACGUUUUAUGUAUUGAGUUUUUGUCAUUUCUACAUUUUGUAACAUUUAAAGAAUGAAUUUUACAUUUCUUACAAUAGUUUCCGGUCCAAAAAAUGUUCGUAGCAGGAUGUCAUUUGUUGUAUACUAGAUUACAGUUUCUUUGCUUCUCUAAUUUGUUGAUUAUUGUAUAAUUACUCUCCCGGAACGGUAUUAAGCUUAGAUUUCAUACGGGAAUACAAAAUUUCCAUUUAUAGAGAGGUAAUUUAUUGUCCCCUUGAUUAA